Molecule: messenger RNA, 2825 nt
Organism: Anopheles darlingi
Lineage: Eukaryota; Metazoa; Arthropoda; Insecta; Diptera; Culicidae
Product: serine protease easter-like
Exons: 4
Coding region: 1154-2242 (362 amino acids)
Biological process (GO): proteolysis
Molecular function (GO): serine-type endopeptidase activity
Source: RefSeq, a predicted model, not a curated record
GCUGACGGGCGCCUCGUCGGUUUGCAUGGAAUGUGCAGCUGCUGUAUCCAGUGACAUCAUACCGUGUGAUGAGUUCGACGAUAUAGCAUAGGGCGUUGGGAAUUCCAGCCAGAAUGAUCAUUACUGUAUCCGAAACGCGUUGGCGAGUGAUGAUUCAUUGCCCGAGCAAGCGAUUUGUGGACCUUUUUGAUCAACCAGUUCAGAGCGAACGGCGUUAAGAACAACCUGCUCAUCGGUUUCUUAGGUACGAUCGUUCUCAUCAUAGCAUAGGACUGAGGAACAGUUGGAAGCUGUGUUGUGUUAGUAGUGUACGGGCGGAACAGCUGAGCGGCAAACGAUCGAAGCGUUUGUGGUGUAUUUUGACGUGGCGUAUCGCGUUCUGACGUUCGCAUGGUGCACAAUAAAUGUCCAUACAGAGUUCGGCCUUUGCUCCGCAGAAAUGAUGCACCUCUGAAUUGACAUGUUUUAAUAGCUCAUCAAACCACGUUUUAAUUAAUGUAUUAGAUGCUCAAAAAAGAUAGAUUGUAUUGUAUGUUUAAAUACAUUUAGAAAUAAGAGUAGCAGUUAAUAUUGAAUUAAAGUCUAACGCAAGUAGCGUUUAUUUCGAACAAAAUGACAUAACCUUCUGGUUAAGGCGAUAAGCAAGCAACUGUUACUCUGUUCCGCUAGUUGUAUGGAAAUUCCGAAGGAGAUAGGGAGAGACUAACCAAUACCUCGACAAUUUGUCGGGCAAACCUUGCUGAUGUUAGGAAAUCCCUAACCUAAACAUGAAUGAAACAAAUAACAAAUUCUGUUGUUAUCAUGACGCAUCAUCUUACAUUCUAUUGACGCAUCAUCUUACCUACGACGUACACCUGGAGUUCGGGGAAUUCCUAGUAUGCAUCGGACCGUUAGUACACAUCACACUCACAUCAUAAGGCGUAAAAUUGACUCUUGAGCUCCAUUGGGAACCAACCCAAUCUGUGUGUGUGUGAGUGUGUAUCGUAGCCAACUCUGCAGUCUCCUUAUAAAUGGAGCGGCAGAUCAUACCGCUCUUAGUUCUAAGCCUCCGUUCUGUGCCUUAGUAAGUCCUCCGAUCAUUCGAGCGGAAUUCAUAAAUUGCUUGCCGUAUGCCUCUCCGUCCAUUGCAAGAUUGCAUUUACCUACUUGAAAGAUGGCGUACAGUAAAACCUUCAUUUGCUCGUUGAUAGCAAUCAAUGUGUGCAGUGUUUUGUCUCAGACCGAUCCUGCCUGCACCACACCUACUCGCAAAGCGGGAUUUUGUGUGGAAAUCGAACGUUGCCGUAACAUCCAUUACAUUCUUCGGUCACCUACACCACCUAUUAAGGGCAUUCAGAGCUACAUAGAUCGUGCUGCCUGCACUCUACCCGGUGUAGGGCGAAGCAUAUGCUGCCAACCAACGGAAAUCGUUCAUCGACGACCAUUACUGCCCGAGGACUGUGGUGAUAGCAUCUUCCAAAAGUUAUCGCAAGGCAAUGAAACUGACCCAUUCGACUAUCCGUGGAUGGUGGCGCUUCGGUACUCGAAAAAUGGUUUACUAAAAGAUUGCUGCGGAGGAUCGUUGAUCAACAGUCGCUACGUAUUGACGGCGGCGCAUUGUGUGCAACCUCGGGACGGUUGGAUGCUAUCGAAAGUACGGCUUGGGGAACAGGAUAGAAGCAAACCGAUUGAUUGCAUUGUUUAUAGCAAUGGAGAAAAAUCUUGUGCCGAUCCACCAAUCGAUGUAGAAAUAGAAUCAACGGUCGUGUAUCCUCAGUACAAUUCGGUAGCUCUUUUGCAUGACAUAGCCUUAAUUCGAAUGGCACACGAAGUCUCAUUCAGCGAUUCUAUUCAACCGAUUUGUCUGCCAGUGCGCCAGGAUGUUCGAAAUUUACUUCUACCAAGAUACAUUGUGACCGGUUGGGGUAUGACUGCGAACAAAUCGUCCUCCAAUGUUUUACUGCAGGCAGUAGUGGAACCGGUACCGAUACCGGAAUGCCAACGAACAAUAGCCGAACAUGGAUUCUUUGUGGACCUUUCGGAGGACUAUCACAUGUGUGCUGGUGGAAAAGACCGGGUUGACGCUUGUAGAGGCGAUUCAGGUGGACCAUUGGCUUUCUACGUUCGAAACGUAGGCGCACGAUUCGUCCAGUAUGGAAUUGUAUCGGCCGGUAUUAAUGCUUGUGGGAAAGCAAGUGUCCCAGGAAUUUACACUCGUGUGUCGAGCUACAUGGAUUGGAUAAUGGCUAGCAUACGUCCGUAAACAGAAUCCUCCGGAAUAUGUAAUGCCACGAUAAUCUAAAAGAUACACGUUCAAACUCAUUCUAAUUGCCCUAUUUGUUUAGACAGUAUUUUGUUGAAUCACCAAGUCAAAUUAUGUUUAAAAAAUUAUAGUUUUUUGUUUAAAAAUGCGUCGUUGUAUCAUUACCAUCUUUACCCUGUCUAGAAUACAUGCGAAAUAAUUGGAAAGAUACAGACGUUUUGAAUAAUGACGAGUGUAUAGCUUCUCAACGAUUGUGGCUGGGCAGAAAUUCCCAAACAAUAACAAAUGUAUUCCGAUUGUUUCGUAAUCAAGAACUAUCAAAACGAGUAGUUUCUUUUUCCUCGAACUAAUGCCACUUGAGAGGUUUGAAAUAUCGUUAUUCAAUUUUAGAUUAUUUUAGGUAACACAACUUUACAACUGAAAACUAAUAACAGUUUAAAAAAGCGCAAGAAAAGUGUUAAUAUUAUUGGUAUCUUAAAUAAGACUAAUGUUACAGCUGCUUUCUAUUAUCAAAUGAAAAUGAAAUAAAAUCAAAAAAGGAUAUAAAUUCGUCUGGUCCUUACCAGAUAAUAUCAAUCCUUGU